Molecule: messenger RNA, 1650 nt
Organism: Fusarium vanettenii 77-13-4
Lineage: Eukaryota; Fungi; Ascomycota; Sordariomycetes; Hypocreales; Nectriaceae
Exons: 23
Coding region: 1-1650 (549 amino acids)
Biological process (GO): GMP biosynthetic process
Cellular component (GO): cytosol
Molecular function (GO): GMP synthase (glutamine-hydrolyzing) activity; ATP binding; GMP synthase activity
Source: RefSeq, a predicted model, not a curated record
AUGGCCACCGGAAUCGAUGCCGAGGCACCUCACAACAACUUCGACACCAUCUUGGUGUUGGAUUUUGGCAGCCAGACCAGCCAUCUGAUUCUCCGACGCCUGCGAGCCCUCAGUGUUUAUGCUGAGAUGCUCCCCUGCACCACCAAGCUUGCCGAUCUCACCUGGAAGCCCAAGGGUAUCGUCUUGUCUGGAGGUCCCUCCUCCGUUUAUGACGAAGGCUCGCCUCAAGACGUUGACCCCGCCGUCUUUGAGCUUGGUGUUCCGAUCCUUACUAAUUACUCGAGUUUAGCUAUGGCUGCCAGGCAAGCUUUUCAUUGUGAAAUUGCUUGGCAGACUGACUCUGCGAACGUUGCUCGUGGAACUGCUCGAGAGUACGGUCACGCUGACGUCACGAUCCACAAGGUUGACAACCAUGUCGACCGUCUCUUCGCUGGUCUGGGUGAGACUAUGCAUGCCUACAUGAGCCACUUCGACAAGCUCGUCCGCCUGCCCGAGGGAUUCGUUGUUGUGGCCAAGACUGCCAACUCCGAGUUUGCCGGGAUCGCUCACCAGUCAAAGCCUAUCUUUGGCGUGCAAUUCCACCCAGAACUCGAACACACUCCCCGUGGAAGCGAGCUCUUGCGCAACUUCAGUGUCGACAUUUGCGGAGCUCAACCCAACUGGGUCAUGAGUGACUUCAUCGAGCAGGAGAUUGCUCGUAUCAGGAAGCUUGUUGGCGACAAGGCCCAGGUUAUUGGAGCUGUCUCUGGUGGCGUAGAUAGCACAGUGGCCGCCAAGCUUAUGAAGGAGGCGAUUGGUGACCGCUUUCACGCUGUCCUCAUCGACAACGGCUUGAUGCGCCUCAACGAGUGCGAACAGGUGAAGGAGACUCUUCAACAGCAUCUCGGAAUCAACCUUACAGUAGUCGAUGGCGCCGAGCUCUUCCUCGGCCGCCUCAAGGGCAUCAGAGAGCCCGAGAAGAAGCGCAAGAUUAUUGGAGAGACCUUUAUCGACCUAUUUGAGAAAGAGGCCGUCAGAAUCGAGAAGGAAGCAGAGAACACCCCCAACGCUGGAAAGGUCUCUUGGUUCCUCCAGGGAACGCAAGUGGUUUGUGUACCAGGGAAGACUGACCUAACUAUCCGCAUCACAACGUCGGUGGUCUUCCCAAGGCAACGAAUGAUGGACGGCCUCUUGGAGCCUUUGCGCGAGCUCUUCAAGGAUGAAGUCAGAGCACUUGGUAGGCGUCUUCAGAUUCAUGAGGACCUCGUGAAUCGACAUCCUUUUCCCGGACCUGGCAUCGGAGUUCGUGUCUUGGGAGAUAUUACCCCCGAACGAGUCGAGAUCGCGAGAAAGGCCGACCACAUCUUCAUCUCCAUGAUCAAGGAGGCCGGAAUCUACAACGAGGCAAGUCCACUGGCACUAAUGUCCCAAGCCUACGCUGGCUUGGAUACCAACAAGGCUGUUGGCGUCAUGGGAGACACCCGUGUCUAUGGAUACAUCGUCAUCCUCCGAGCUGUCACAACUAGUGACUUCAUGAGCGCCGAACCCUACGAGUUCUCCUUCAAAUUGCUCAAGGCCAUGGCUCGCAGAAUCGUCAACGAGGUGGAUGGAGUCUCUCGAGUCACAUAUGACCUUUCUUCGAAGCCCCCCGGAACCAUCGAACUGGAGUAG